Molecule: messenger RNA, 614 nt
Organism: Hordeum vulgare subsp. vulgare (domesticated barley)
Lineage: Eukaryota; Viridiplantae; Streptophyta; Magnoliopsida; Poales; Poaceae
Product: trypsin inhibitor CMe
Exons: 1
Coding region: 40-489 (149 amino acids)
Molecular function (GO): serine-type endopeptidase inhibitor activity
Source: RefSeq, a predicted model, not a curated record
CCUGGCUAGCUCCAACAACAUCCCUUCUAAACGAAAACAAUGGCGUUCAAGUACCAGCUCAUCCUCUCGGCCGCCGUCAUGCUCGCCAUUCUCGUCGCCACUGCCACCAGUUUCGGGGAUUCGUGUGCUCCAGGGGAUGCGUUGCCACACAACCCUCUCAGAGCCUGCCGCACCUACGUGGUCAGUCAAAUCUGCCACCAAGGCCCCAGACUCCUCACCUCGGACAUGAAGAGGCGGUGUUGCGACGAGUUGUCGGCCAUCCCGGCGUACUGCAGGUGCGAAGCGCUGCGUAUCAUCAUGCAAGGGGUAGUAACUUGGCAGGGUGCGUUCGAGGGUGCCUACUUCAAGGACACGCCCAACUGCCCUAGGGAGAGGCAAACGAGCUACGCCGCCAACCUCGUCACCCCGCAGGAGUGCAACCUAUGGACCAUCCACGGCAGCCCGUCCUGCCCCGAACUGCAGCCCGGAUAUGGAGUGGUCUCGUCAUAAGUUAUAACGACUAGCUCGAUCAUGAAUAAGCAUGGUGCAUCGAUCAAUGGACCAAUCGAUUGUAUGCAUCUAUGCCCAUGUGUGAUGUGUGUUAAAUCGUAAUAAAGAGCAUCAGAGUAUUUUCA